AUGGCAUCUCCAGUCUCCCAAUUCAAACUUCUUGCAUUUGCUUCGGCAUGCUUGAUUGCCAGUUCCGAUGCCUUUUCAACUUCAUCGAACUUUCAGGUGACUACAGGACCAAGAAUUCAACCAAGUAUAACGUCCACACCUGGUUCACUGACGAUAAGACGAACGUCUUUGGGACCUUUGACGGCGACGAUACAACCUAACACACGUACAUCAUCAAUACAAUCGUCGUCGACGGCACUGAACAUGGCAUUUUCUGAUAUCUCAGACUUUUAUGCCAAUUGCCCCCUUCAGGCAGCCGUCUUGACGUGUGGUUUCAAAGCCAGUGUGGCCGAUGUCAUUGCCCAAAUCAAGGGAGCAAGUCCCGAUGAAGAGGAAGAAGAGGAAGACGAGGACUCGUCGUUUUCUCCCAUGACCAUAAUGGAGAGCAGUCACAUGGUUGAAGAACCACAAGAACAUCAAGACAAUCACUUUGACUUUGAAAAUCCCAUGGAGAAUUUUGAGAGCAUGGUGGAAGACAUUGACUUGUCGCCCAUUGAAGACUUGGAUGGCAAGCGAAACUUUGCUUACAUCAUCUAUGGUGGUAUCUUUAUUGGCCUCAUGUGCCAUUUGGAAUACGAUUAUGCCUUUCCAUUGAUGUUUGCUCGGAAUGGGGUGGACUAUGCGGUCCAGCAACAUGUUCCACAGACGAUUCUAUCGGAGAUUCUUUUUGACAAUUUCAUCAGUGGACCUCUGUUGUGGUUGCCUCCUGCCUACCUCAUCAAGGCGGUUGUAUACGACUAUUCCUUCAAGGAAGGACUGGAAAAGUAUGUCCACGAUAUCAAGGAGAAUGAUCUCUUGAAACGCUACUGGCAGAUUUGGCUUCCUGCCCAAACGAUAUCCUUUUCCGUCGUCCCAGAGCACUUUCGAGUGGUCUGGAUGGCUUCGGUCAGCUUUUUCUGGUUUAUCUUGUUUUCCACUUUGGCUUCCAAGACAGACGAUGUCGAUGCGGAAGCGGCUCUUGCCAAGAGCAAUUGA
Molecule: messenger RNA, 1014 nt
Organism: Cylindrotheca closterium
Lineage: Eukaryota; Bacillariophyta; Bacillariophyceae; Bacillariales; Bacillariaceae
Source: the annotation of a GenBank genome assembly